This is a messenger RNA of Arabidopsis thaliana (thale cress), 991 nucleotides long. RefSeq names its product transmembrane protein, putative (DUF1068). The transcript is spliced from 3 exons. Bases 272 to 826 code for a protein of 184 amino acids. The record is from RefSeq and is marked reviewed. Lineage: Eukaryota; Viridiplantae; Streptophyta; Magnoliopsida; Brassicales; Brassicaceae.
ACCGAUCAUGUCGAGCAUUUGAAGGAGAGACAUUGACGCAAAAGAGAAUCUUAAAUCUACACGCUUACUAUUUAACUGUCGACGAAAUUAGAGAGCAAAAGAGUCACUCAAAAGUGUGUGUGUGUCAAAAUCUCUAGCACCGAUUUUUCUAAAUAACGUCGUCUCACAGUCACACACACACAGCUCUAAAAUCCCUCUACGAGGUUUUUCUUCAAACUCGCCGAAAAAUCUAAUCUUUACGAAGACCCAGAUCGGCGGAUCUAGAGUUGAAAUGGCGAGACACACGGCGGCGCUGAAGAUCGGGCUAGCUUUACUGGGGCUGAGCAUGGCUGGUUACAUUCUUGGUCCGCCUCUCUACUGGCAUCUCACUGAGGCUUUGGCCGCCGUUUCCGCCUCCUCUUGUCCUUCUUGCCCCUGUGAAUGCUCUACCUAUUCCGCUGUCACCAUUCCCAAAGAGCUCAGUAAUGCUUCUUUUGCUGAUUGUGCAAAGCACGAUCCAGAGGUGAACGAAGACACUGAGAAGAACUAUGCUGAACUUCUUACCGAGGAACUGAAGCUGCGUGAAGCAGAAUCUUUAGAGAAACACAAACGAGCAGACAUGGGGCUAUUGGAGGCCAAGAAGGUAACUUCUUCAUACCAAAAGGAAGCAGAUAAGUGCAACUCGGGUAUGGAAACAUGCGAAGAAGCUCGAGAAAAAGCAGAAUUAGCACUCGCCGAGCAGAAAAAGCUAACAUCUAGGUGGGAAGAGAGAGCUCGCCAAAAAGGAUGGAGAGAAGGUUCCACCAAGCCAAAUGUUAAAUCCAAAAGCAAUGUUCAGGUUGCUUAGGAUACCCAAGGAUCAGCAAAAAGAUCUUAGUUACAAACCACUCGUGUAAUUGUUUGUGAAUUGGAUGCUAACAAUAUAGUGUCAACUAUUAUUAUACUUUCCAACAAAACAAUCACAAAUUAUAUGCUUAUAGAAAACACUCACCCAAAUUAUAUCCAAAUUAAC